AGAAAAGCCGGAUUUUAUGCACAGCCAACCAAUCAUAAAAGCCUGAAUAAAAAUUAUUUUGGUAAUAUCAUCUGGCAAAAGCCCUUCGCUUAUCUCUUCUCCAUUGGGUAAAAAGCCUACUAAAAUAACCCUUCAUGGACCCAACCACUAUAUCAACUACGGCUACACCAACAACAGCGACACCUGCAAGUCAACUGCAAUUACUAGAAAUACCUCAGUUCGUUGUCAUUCAUGACCAAGUCAAUAACACUUACAAACACCCUGUGGUGCAUUAUGCUUUUGAAGAUGAAGAGUUUCCAAUAGUACCAAAAGACAAACUCAUUCUAGUUGAUUUGGAUUCAACAGCAACACACUUAAAGAGUGUUAAUAGUUAUAGCCCGCAUUUUCAAGUGACAGAAUGUAUAGUAGAACAAGGGCAAAUGAGUGACCAAUUUGACCAUGACGUACCACUUGUGAAUUUAACAAUUGAAGGAACUGCUGCACCAAGGAUAAGAAGGAAACCAACCUAUUCGAAAUAUGGAUCAUUUGAAAGAAGUUCUUUUCAAUUUCAGGAAUAGGUAAAGAAGAGAGCUCCAGUUGUAAGAGCCGCUUAGUAACAUCCUAUUACUUUAGGAACGAAAUUCUAAAGGAGAUAUUACAGCAACCUGCUGAAGCACUCAUACCUAGGAGCGAAUGACCCAUUGGUUUGAAGUACUAUCAAACCUCUCCUUCCUCUUACCCCCUAUUUUUGCAUAAAAGGACCUCAAAAAAGCUCAUUUUGCAUCGAGAGCAUGACUGCUUUGUGGCUGUCG
Messenger RNA from Mycotypha africana, 791 nucleotides. RefSeq lists its product as uncharacterized. Bases 135 to 557 code for a protein of 140 amino acids. The record is from RefSeq and is a predicted model, not a curated record. The transcript is spliced from 2 exons. NCBI's taxonomy places the organism in Eukaryota, Fungi, Mucoromycota, Mucoromycetes, Mucorales, Mycotyphaceae.